AUGUCAGGAAAGGCCACAAUAAAUAAUCUAAUAGCUCACUAUUUAAAAACCAACAACUAUCCAAAAACAUUAAAACAAUUUGAAGAAGAAAAUGGGAAACCAAUAGAUAGUAAUUUAGAUAAUCCAUCAGAAAAUUCAUUACGAUCUAUAAUUCAAGAUCGAUUAAUAUUUAAUUCAUUAUCAUCUCAAUUUCAAAAUACGUCAAUUAAUUCAAAUGAUCAAGAACUCAUACCUCAAAAGCUUAAAUUUUUAAUCGAUAAUGAAUUUACGAAUUGGAAUUUACCAUAUCCUCAUAUACCAGAUGUUUUAGAUAUUCAUCCAUUAAUCAUCUCAUCUGCUUAUGAUUCAUUAUCUGGUACAUUAUAUUUCACAACUAAUGAUUCUCAGAUCAUCAUCAAAAAAGGAAACAAUUUGAAAAAGAUCAAAUUUCAAGAAAUUAUCAAAAAGAUUUUGGUUUUUGAAGGUGGUGUUUUACUAUUAGGAAUGAGUGGGUAUUUAUACUUGAAAGAUUUCAAUUUAGAAAAUGUAAGUGAUGAAACACCAGUUAUUCAAACUCAAUCUCGAUUUACAGUUGAUGCUAAAGUUAUUAAAUUUGAAGGUACCAAUUAUGUUGUAACAUUAGCAUUCAAUAACAUACUCAAAUUGAUAAAGAUAGAUGAUAAUAAAUUUGAGAUCUUAGAUGAACUUAAAUUGGAUCUUCAAGGCACUUGUUUUGAUUUGACAAUAUAUCAAAAUCAAAUUGUGAUAGUAGUAGGAAAAUUAGAAAAUACAUUACUAGAUGUUUACACCAUAACCAAUUUCAAGUUUAAGUUACAUUAUAAAAUAUCAAUCAACGAUGCAGAAUUUACCACGUCUAGCUUUUCUCCACGUUAUGUCACAUUCUCAAAUCCAUCAAAUAAAACUGAAAUCCCAAUAAUAGCAGUUGCAACAUCUCAUGAUCCAUUUAUGAGAAUCAUUUUAGUAUCAUUAAUUGACUUUGAGUCCCCAACUCCUAUAUCAAGGAAUCAAAUUUUAAAAAAUUACAAUACAUUAUCUCCACAAGAUAAAUUUUCUCAACCUUUAAUAAGUUGGAGAUAUCAUAAUAAUAAAAUUUCGGGGAUUUGGGUAAUGGGUGAUGAUGGAACUAUCCGAGGUUUAGAUGUUUUAGAAAAUAAAAUUAUAAAAGAAUUAAAACCAUCAAACGAGUCAAGAGGUCAUAAAACCAAAAUCAAAGAUUUCAUUCACUUUAUAGAUAAAGACGGUAAGGAGAAUUUAGUAACCAGUGGAAUAGACAGACAAGUAAUUGAAUGGAAAUCAUAG
Lodderomyces pseudojiufengensis is the source of this 1299-nucleotide messenger RNA. RefSeq lists its product as uncharacterized. The transcript has a single exon. Lineage: Eukaryota; Fungi; Ascomycota; Pichiomycetes; Serinales; Debaryomycetaceae. Gene Ontology annotation, molecular function: protein binding. The record is from RefSeq and is a predicted model, not a curated record. Bases 1 to 1299 code for a protein of 432 amino acids.